CCCAGCGUCGGUCCGGGCGGGCGGCGCGAGCCCUCCUCCUCCUCUCUUCCCCCCGCGUCGCCCCCCGGCCGCGGCCCUCGCUUCACCCCCGACGCCCGGCGUGCGCGCCCGCCCUCCCGAUCCCGCCAGGCCCGGGGUCCCCGCCCGCUCGUCCGCUCCGCCGCUCGCCCGCGGCCACCGCUCGCGUCCACGCUGCCUCCCGGGCCGGCGCGGCCGCGGGCCACCGCCGCCACCCCGCCCCCUCCCCGCCCGUGCCGCCCGCCCGCCGCCGCCGCUCCGGAUGAGGUGAUGGCAACGGCCAACUUCGGCAAGAUCCAGAUCGGGAUUUACGUGGAGAUCAAGCGCAGCGAUGGCCGAAUACACCAAGCAAUGGUAACAUCUUUAAAUGAAGAUAAUGAAAGUGUAACUGUUGAAUGGAUAGAAAAUGGAGAUACAAAAGGCAAAGAGAUUGACUUGGAAAGCAUCUUUUCGCUUAACCCUGACCUUGUACCUGAUGAAGAGAUUGAACCCAGUCCAGAAAUACCUCCACCCUCAUCAUCCUCAAAAGUAAACAAAAUUGUAAAGAACCGACGGACUGUGGCAUCUAUUAAGAAUGACCCUCCCCCAAGAGAUAAUAGAGUGGUUGGCUCAGCACGCGCACGGCCUAGUCAGCUUCCUGAACAGUCAUCUUCUGCACAACAGAAUGGUAGCGUUUCAGAUAUAUCUCCAGUUCAAGCUGCAAAAAAGGAGUUUGGACCUCCUUCACGUAGAAAAUCUAAUUGUGUGAAAGAAGUAGAAAAAUUGCAAGAAAAACGAGAAAAAAGGAGAUUGCAACAGCAAGAACUUAGAGAAAAAAGAGCCCAGGAUGUGGAUGCUACAAAUCCAAAUUAUGAAAUUAUGUGUAUGAUCAGAGACUUCAGAGGAAGCUUGGAUUACAGACCCCUAACAACAGCCGAUCCUAUUGAUGAACAUAGGAUAUGUGUUUGUGUAAGAAAACGACCACUCAAUAAAAAAGAAACUCAGAUGAAAGAUCUUGAUGUAAUCACAAUCCCUAGUAAAGAUGUUGUGAUGGUGCAUGAGCCCAAGCAGAAAGUAGACUUGACAAGGUACUUAGAGAAUCAGACAUUUCGUUUUGAUUAUGCCUUUGAUGACUCAGCUCCUAAUGAAAUGGUUUACAGAUUCACGGCAAGACCACUAGUGGAAACAAUAUUUGAAAGAGGCAUGGCUACAUGCUUUGCUUAUGGGCAGACUGGAAGUGGAAAAACUCACACUAUGGGUGGUGACUUUUCAGGAAAGAACCAGGAUUGCUCUAAGGGAAUUUAUGCAUUAGCCGCUCGGGAUGUCUUUUUAAUGCUGAAGAAGCCAAACUAUAAGAAACUAGAACUUCAAGUAUAUGCAACAUUUUUUGAAAUUUAUAGUGGAAAGGUGUUUGAUUUAUUAAAUAGGAAAACAAAAUUAAGAGUACUAGAAGAUGGAAAACAGCAGGUGCAAGUGGUAGGAUUGCAGGAACGGGAGGUCAAAUGUGUGGAAGAUGUACUGAAACUCAUUGACAUAGGCAACAGUUGCAGAACAUCUGGUCAAACAUCUGCAAAUGCACAUUCAUCUCGGAGUCACGCAGUCUUUCAGAUUAUUCUUAGAAGGAAGGGGAAACUACAUGGCAAAUUUUCUCUUAUUGACCUGGCUGGGAAUGAAAGAGGAGCUGAUACAUCUAGUGCGGACAGGCAAACCAGGCUUGAAGGUGCUGAAAUUAACAAAAGCCUUUUAGCACUCAAGGAGUGCAUCAGAGCCUUAGGUAGAAAUAAACCCCAUACUCCUUUCCGAGCAAGUAAACUCACUCAGGUGUUGAGAGAUUCGUUCAUAGGUGAAAAUUCUCGUACUUGCAUGAUUGCCACAAUCUCUCCAGGGAUGGCAUCCUGUGAAAAUACUCUUAAUACGUUAAGAUAUGCAAAUAGAGUAAAGGAGUUUGGAAUUAGUCCUUCAGACAUUCCCUUCUCCCAGGGUAGUGGCAGUCGCCCUGAUCUCUCUCCUUCUUACGAUUAUGACGACUUUUCUCCUUCGAUUACCAGGGUGAAAGAGUUGACUGUAGAUCCAGCUGCUGCUGGUGAUAUCCGUCCAAUAAUGCACCACCCACCAAGCCAGAUUGAUGACCUAGAGACACAGUGGGGUGUGGGGAGUUCCCCUCAGAGAGAUGAUCUAAAACUUCUUUGUGAACAAAAUGAAGAAGAAGUUUCUCCACAAUUGUUUACUUUCCAUGAAGCUGUCUCCCAGAUGGUAGAAAUGGAAGAACAGGUUGUAGAAGAUCAUAGGGCAGUGUUCCAGGAAUCAAUUCGCUGGAUAGAAGAUGAGAAGGCUCUCCUUGAGAUGACUGAAGAAGUAGACUAUGAUGUGGACUCGUACGCAACACAACUUGAAGCUAUUCUUGAGCAAAAAAUAGACAUUUUAACUGAGUUACGAGAUAAAGUGAAAUCUUUUCGUGCAGCGCUACAAGAAGAAGAACAAGCCAGCAAGCAAAUUAACCCCAAGAGACCCCGAGCCCUCUAAGUCGGUAUUUGCUACUAAAGGAUCCCCAGAAUCCCUAAUACUGUAACAAAUGGUGGUCCAACUGUAAAGGCCACUUGAACGUUUUUGAGAUCUUAAGUGUGUGGAAAAUAUCUUGUCCUUCACCUGAAUGACAUUUCAAUUUUGUGAAACACUCCUUUGUCUACAAGUGCUUUUAGUCCAAGAGGCACAACUAACAAUUGGGAUUAGUGAAGUAUUUUGUUUCAUUUACCCAAACAGUGAUUGCUUUUGGAUAUCCUUACCAAUUUUAUUUAAGGAUUGUGGAAGUAAUCCAGAAGUCGAGAAUAGGGGAAGCCACAGAAUUUCCUUUAACCCAAAUCAAUUUCGUAGCAAGACUGAGCGAUUUUGAGUACUUUGCGUGCAUGCAUACCUCAUCAGUGACUGUACAUACCUUGCCUACUCCUAGAGACCGCUGUGCUUACUCGUCCUUCUGUGCCUUGACUAAGGCUAUCGACCCUAGAUUUCUGAAGCACAGCCAAGAUAAAUUACAUUCCUUAUUUGUAACUGUAAAUUACCUUUAUUGUGUGUACAUUUUUACUGUACUUGAGACAUUUCUCUGUGUGUGUGUGUGUGACUAGUUAAUUUUGCAGGAUGUGCCAUAUCAAUUGAACGGAACUAAAGUCUGUGACAGUGGACAUAGCUGCUGGACCAUUCCAUCUUAUAUGUAAAGAAAUCUGGAAUUAUGAUUUUAAUACCAUGACAUGUGAUUAUAAUUUUCUUAGCAUUUUCUUUGUAAAAAAACUAAAAUAUAAACUAGUUGGUGUAUAAUAAAAGUAAAGAAAUUCUGAGAGGAGUUUUAUCUUAGGAUAAUACAUAUAUAUGCAGUGUGUGUGCCAGUGGUGUUAACAAGACUAAUAGUGUAAUUUGAUCCUUAACAAUGCCAUUAUUUAAGUUGAAGUGUUUAUUAGCUCACCCAAACGUAACGUGCUGUUAAAGGAAAUUGGCUUCUGAUGCAUGAACAUUUGUAUGUACAUGGAAAGUAGUCCAUAAUCCAAGUUAGAUAAGCCAAGUAUAGACAGUAUGUAACCCCUAAGAAGUGUUGAUGCCCUAUAAGGCACGUCAUACCAAGCUCCAUCCAAUACCUAAUAUGUGAUGGUUUAUUUGGAGAGAAUCACAUCUCUCCUAUAGAUUGGUGGUAAAGUAGGCUACUCUUUAAAUGGCAGCACUCAUUUUUACAGCUGCUAAUCUAAGAAAGAAAACUGGCCAAUUCUCAUGUAAAUAAUUGUUUAAAGAUUUAUAUAUAUAUGUAUCUAUAUAUCUCAUUUUUCCUUGGUUCCCAGUCUACAGUCCAGUAGGUUAACCAAAGAACCUCCCAUGGAUCUCUUGAUUAACUCUAGGGAACCUACUGAUUCACUCAGUGAACCAAGGGGAAAUCUAUGAAUAGAGUCAACGAGCCAGAUUCUUUACUUCACUAGUCAUGAGAGGGUAGCCCUGAGGAAUCCUAACACCAUGGUGAAAACUCUGUAAACAUGAAGUCCAAAUCAAAUGUAGAUUUUUUUUUUUCACAAUAUGCUUAUUAAUAAAUGGAAUUUAUGAAACGAAUAUAGAAAUGUACUUCAAUAUAAUCACCUUUGUUUUGGAAGGAACUCAGGUUUUCUUGCAGUUGUAAGAUAUAUUCUAUUUGUUUCAAAGAGGAAGAACUAUUUCUGUUCAUCUUGCAGAAGCUGUUUAAGAAGGUAAUUUCUGCUGGACAUGUUGGCACAUGCCUUUAAUCUCAGCACUUAGAGGCAGAGGCAGGCGGAUUUCUGAGUUCAAGGCCAGCCUGGUCUACGUAGUAAGUUCGGGGACAGCCAGAGCUAUGUACAAAAUCCUUGACUCCACAAUUUUUGAAGUUGGCCCAUAUGUAACGGGCAAUAAAGACACGAACUUGCUCAUCUUAAGCACAACAGUUUUAGCUUUAAUGUUAUUGGCCUUAGACUGGUACUGUCUUUGUAGGUCUUUAUAGAUACAUGUUGCCUUAUAAAGGCUUUGUCUUGAUCUAUAGUCAGAGUACCUGAAAAUUAGUAGCAGUAAACAUCUUCAGAGGUAAACUACAAUUCAGCUUUACAGAGGGAAAACCGAAGACUAGUUAAAGGGACUAAAGCUCAGCAGUUGGGGAAAAUAAAGGAGAAUAAGCUGAGGAAUCCCAGUUAAGCAGAAUUGUUUCCUUAAGUAGUAUGGUACAAAACUGUUCUGUCACAGUAAAGAUAACUAACCCUUAAGAAUAGUUAUCGUUCAUGUGACAAAAGUUGCUUCUGCAGCUAAGUAUUUUUUUUUGUUGUUCUAGAUUUUGUUUAGAAAUUUCUCAAUCUGAAAGGCUGCUAACUAUUUAAAGUCAUAACGCUAUUCACUACAUGACUUUGAAGCAGAUUUUGGGGAGCAAUCUGUGUAGGCAAACAAUUUAUAGUUUUAAGUUUACAUAGUGCACCUUUUCUAAAUUAACUGGAGAUAUUCCUUUAAGCUUCGGGUGUAAAGAGAAUUAAGUAUUUAAUAAAGAUAGUUUACUUUCCUUAUAUAAAUAAGACAGCUAAUUUAUUAAAAUACAUAACCAGCAUUUACACUAAAUCUGACAAUUUUUACAUAGCUUAAAAAGAAACACCACGUACUAGAAUCUUCAUUAUCCAGAAGUCAGGAAUAGCCUAUAGUUGUAGGAAAAUGGCUGUUCGUUUAAGAAGCUGAAAACUGAAAAUUUGAAGCUACACAUAGUGGUACUCAAGUGCAAUCCCAGCAUUUAGGAGGCUGAGGUAAGAUUCUGAGAUUAAGGCUAGCCUCAAAAGGAUCUUCUCAUUCAAGGAAAAAGAAAAUCAUUUUUCUUUUGAAUGAUUUGAAUUACAAAACCAUCUGGAAUUUUUUCUAAAUCUGCAAUUCGUAAAUGAUGUCCCCCUGGAGAAAAUGUGAUUUGAUAAAGAUUUCACAUUUAGUCCUUUUCUAAGCUUUGUGUUUCACGUGCAGAGUCACAUGUAGAACAUGCCUGCACUGUGUAACUGUGCCAGACUCUGGCUUCUCCAGAACUGUCGUGUUGUUACUGCAGCAGGACAGCUGACAAGGAAGGCAGUAAUACAUAGGAAGUAUAGAGGAUGAAAAGGGUGUGUGAGGAAAAGCCACAUAAGUAACUUGCAGCACAUGUGAAUGAGGAGGAGGUGGAGUAUAGGGGAUUUGUAGGCUGGUUGACUUAAGCUGCAGGCCUAAGUGAGCCUCAUAUUCUAGAACACCGUAACGAAAAAAAAUAACAUCUUCAUACAAUAAAUUGUUAGAAAGU
Molecule: messenger RNA, 5776 nt
Organism: Psammomys obesus (fat sand rat)
Lineage: Eukaryota; Metazoa; Chordata; Mammalia; Rodentia; Muridae
Gene: Kif2a
Product: kinesin family member 2A
Exons: 21
Coding region: 289-2520 (743 amino acids)
Biological process (GO): microtubule-based movement
Molecular function (GO): microtubule binding; ATP binding; microtubule motor activity
Source: RefSeq, a predicted model, not a curated record